Molecule: messenger RNA, 3972 nt
Organism: Zea mays
Lineage: Eukaryota; Viridiplantae; Streptophyta; Magnoliopsida; Poales; Poaceae
Exons: 14
Coding region: 1816-3657 (613 amino acids)
Source: RefSeq, a predicted model, not a curated record
CAGGUAAGCCAAUAAGGAAUCAGAAACGCAAGGAUGGGAAACCAUUAGUCUUUUUGAAAAGGAGACCUAUUUGGUUCACUCUUCCAUAUUGGAAGGACUUGAAAAUUCGAUAUAAUUUUGAUGUCAUGCACAUAGAGAAGAAUGUGUGUGAAAAUAUAAUUAAUACUUUGUUGGACAUUGCUGGAAAAUCUAAGGAUAAUCUGAAUGCUCGCUUGGAUCUUCAAGCUUUAGGUAUUAGAAGCGACCUUCAUCCUAUUGAACUAGAAGCUAAUCAAUUUUAUUUGCCUCCUGCACCCUACUCAAUGAGCUCUGUUGAGAAGAAAUUGUUUUGUCAAGUAUUAAAAGGGGUCAAGUUUCCUGAUGGAUAUGCCGCUGAUAUACGACAUAAUGUUCUUGUCAAUGAAAAAAAGAUAGUUAAUCUUAAUACUCAUGGCAACCACAUUCUUCUACAAGAUUUACUGCCACUUGCUAUCCGGAGAGUUCUCCCUCAAGAAGUUAGUGCUGUGCUGAUUCGUUUAAGCACGUUCUUUAGAAAAUUGUACUCUCCUGUUAUUCGAAUAAGUGACAUGCAAAGGUUAGAAUCUGAGAUAGCUGAAAUCUUGAGCCUUUUAGAGAUUAUUUUCCCUCCAUCAUUUUUUACCAUUAAUGUACAUUUGAUGGUACAUCUUCCUACCCAAGCAAGAGUGGCAGGCCCAAUCCAUUUUCGAAGCAUGUGGCCGGUGGAGAGGUUUCUAAAAAAAUGCAAGGGCUAUGUGCGUACAAAAAGUCACCCGGAAGGAUCAAUUAUGGAGGGUUCUUUGUUUGAUGAGGCUCUCACGCUUUGUUCUCGGUAUUUACAAGAUGAGACCCACUUCAACCAUAGAGUUAGAAAUCGCUUACCAACACAAAUUUGUGUUACAACUCCAUUCUUUCACAAAAUUGGUCGAGCAUUGGCUGGAAAGUGUGUUGUCAAUUUAGAUCACAAGACAUGGCUUCAAGCACAUAGAUAUGUCCUUUUCAACUAUUACAACAUAGAAACAUAUUUAAACAAACAUGCUCAAUACCUCUCCUCAAUUGGUGUUCGAAAUCAGCGUGAGAUCAACCACAUGCAACAUAAAACCUUCCAUGAGUGGUUCAGGUUACAUGUUGAGGAAACAUGUGAGGAGGCCUCAGGAGAGAUCAAAAUUUUAGCUAAGGGACCAAUGAUGAUUGCACAUCAGUAUAACAGCUACUCAAUAAAUGGAUUCAACUUCCAUACACAGUCAUAUGAUGAGAAUAGGUCUGUCCAAAGUAGUGGGGUAGUGUUAGCUGCUGAGACAACUCAUUUCGAAAGAGGAAAUGAUGACAACCAUACUAUAGGGAAAAACAUCUUUUAUGGUAUCAUAAAAGAAAUUCUUGAACUCAACUACCACCACAAAGGAAAUAUUGUGCUUUUCAAGUGUGAUUGGGUUGAUAACCGUGUAAACAACAAAUGGGUUCGAACGGAUCAAUUUGGAAUCACCACAGUGAAUUUCAAACAUUUAUUCAAUACUGGUGAAAAGAUCUCGGAUGAACCUUUCAUAUUAGCAUCACAGGCAACGCAAGUUUACUAUGUUGCUGAUCCAAUUGAUACUGAAUGGGUUGCUGUUGUUCAGCCAAAACCGCGAGAUUUGUAUGGAAGUGAUGUUGAUUAUGGUAUCAUUGAUGAUGAAAAUGAUGUAGUUCCGCCAAUCCUUGAUCUGCAAUCUAAUGUAUUCGAAAGUCUUAUUGUUGGAUGUGUCCCAUGUGCUAGAACAGAUAUAGAUGGUGUCAUCGUUAGUGGAGUAAAACAAGGAAAAAAAUCUAGAAAGAAAAAAAAUGGCAAGCGCAAGAGAAAGCAAUAAAGAUGGUUCAUGUAGUGAAUACGAGCAGCUGAAGCAAGAAAAUAUUGAAAGAAAUAAAAGGAGGUUGGCAUCUCUUAACAUCCCUGAAAUCGUCAAGAGUAUGGAGCACCAAGGUCCAUCCAAAAAAAUUUCAAAGAAAAAACAGAAGACAAGUGUUCCAACAACUAAACCUCCAAACUUGCGACCAAGGCCGCAAAGACAAAGUGUUCCAACAACUAAACCUCCAAACUUGCGACCAAGGCCACAAAGACAAAAUGCUCAACCUCAAGACGAACAAGCGAUUGCUGAUUUGCAGACGGUGGGAGAUUUUCUCACCGACAAUGUUGAAGUUACCGAGGAUGAUCCAAUCAAUGCUACAAAAAAGAGGCCUGCAAGGGGCAUAACUAAGAUGGAGGGAAUAUUCUCAAGGUCACCUGAAAUGCCAAAAAUCAAAAUUUUACUCAAUGAUCGAGGUCAGCCUAUUGGUAAAAGUGCUAGACAACUUUCAAGUGCUAUUGGGUGUCAAGUUAGAAAGAAAUUGUCUAUUGCUACCACGGACUGGAGGCUUGUUGAUAUUAACAAGAAGUAUGAGCUGUGGGAGGAUAUAAAGACAUAUUAUGAUGUAGAUGAUGCUGCCUUAAACUGGGUGAUGCGCACAGCUGGAAAGAAGUGGAAGCAAUUUAAAGCAUCCAUAAAGCAACGAUACUUCAAUCUUGAAUUGUCUAUAAAAGAAAUUCCAGAAUGUCCUGAUAAGAGGGUUAAUGAUGAUGAUUGGCACUCUAUGUACAACUAUUGGAUGUCUUCUGAAUUUCAGGAUCGCUCAGAAAAAGCUAAAAUAAAUCGACAAAAGCUAAAGAUGCACCAUACAGCCGGCAGUGUGAGCUAUGCAUGUUCAGAAUAUGAUUUGGCUGUGAAACUAGGACGUCCUCCACGAAGAGAUGAAAACUUUAUCCAAACCCAUACAAGAAAAAAUGGAGUUCCUACAGAACAGGCAAAACCAAUAAUUGACCAACUUAAUGAUGUUGUUGGAGUAUAUCCAGAGUUAAAGGACCGGUCAAUUCAAGAGGGUGAUGUAUUCUCUGUUGUUUGUGGAACGAAAGAGCCAAAAGGAUAUGUUCGUGUUUUGGGUUUAGGCCCUACUCCUCAAGAUAUUGGCACUCCAGGGUUGAAGUCUUAUACUGCAACAAGACUACAAAUGGAGAUUCUUGCUCGUACAAAGGUUCAAAGUGAGAAGGCUGCUUUAGAACAGCGUGUACUUGAGCUACAGACUCAAAUUGAGCAAAGGGCUCAACCAGACCGGGCAAGUGAAGAGCCCACGUCACAUCGCAGCUCUACUUCAUUUCAACAUAAGGUGAUGAGGAACAAGUUUGCUGCUGAGGAUGAGGAAGACAAUGAAGAAUAUUGUGCUUCUGAAGAUGAGGAAUUAGAUGAUGAGGAUGAUCAAAUAUUUCAUCAGAUGCAAGGUGCAAACUCACCAAGAUCUACAAGGCACUUUGCUGAAGCUUCACACUCUAAACAUGAUGAUCUUGUUGGAAAAGAUGUCAUAUUAUAUGCUAUGUUGAGAUCUGAUUUGCCUGUGGCUAAAGGGACAAUUGUUUCAACUAAACCAAGCACAACAGUUGGAGGCCAGAUCCUUGGAAGGCAAUAUUGUGAAGUUAUUGUAACUUGUGUGCUAAAACGAGAUACAAUUUUGCCUCGCCCUUGUGCCAAUGUGGAAACUAUGGCUGAUGCUUACAUGAUGUCAGUUGCAUGGCCGUACAAGAAACUGAAGUUGGUGCAUAAGGCUGCAACACCGUCUACUGAAGGGUGUUCUGGACAAAGAAAGCUUGUACCUUAAAACAGGAGGAUACAAGAAGCUGGAGUGGUUGUCUGAAGGUUUUUGAACUGCCUGAAGUAUUAGUGUAGCUUUGGUGCUUUUGUGACUGAUCAGCUCUGGAGCAGCUAGAGUGAUGUAGUUGUGGGCUUUUGAACAAUAGCUAGAGUGAUAUGAAACAUUAGUGAUGUAGUUGUGGGCUUUUGAACUGCUUCAAGCUGGAGUGAUGUCGCUGCGGUGCUUUUGUGACUGAUUAUCUCUGGAGCUUUUGUGAAUAAUCUAGCUAGCUAUCUGUAAAUGAUCUAGUUGUGAAUGAUAUUAUAAUUGUGAUGCUUUUGU